CCCGGUCAAACACAGGCUUGAUUACGCAAAGGAGAAUGACAAGAAUAUUCGAUGUUUAGGUUACGAUAAUGUGAUCAUUAUGAGUGCCGUUGAACUGAAAGAUCAAGGGAACAAGUACUUUGCCUCCCGGAAUUACGACAGUGCAGCAUCAUGUUACACCAAAGCCAUUAUUAAAAGCCCAAACACACCAACAUUUUAUACAAACAGAUCAUUAUGUUACCUGAAACUGAAAAACUGGGAGGCGGCUAUCCAAGACUGCAGAAAGGCUUUAGACCUUGACAGGACAUCUGUGAAAGGACACUUCUUCUUAGGUCAGGCACUGGUGGAGAUGGGUCUCUAUGAUGAAGCAGCAACAAGCCUUAACAGAGCACAUGAACUUGCAAAAGAACAGAAAUUGAACUUUGGAGAUGAAAUCACUGGUGCCUUAAGGUUGGCAAAGAGAAAAAGAUGGAAUGUGAUAGAGAACAAGCGUAUUCAGAAAGAAAUUGAACUUCAGACAUAUCUAAAUCGUCUUGUAAAGGAGGAGGCUGAGAGACAAAGGAACACAGUACUAAACAGUACAGGAGAGGAAAACAUGGAGGAGAGAUUAUCAAAUGUGGAUGACGAACAUGAAAAAAGACUGAAAGAGAUAAAUGAUUUAUUUGCACAAGUAGAUGUACGGAGAAAGACGAGGGAUGUUCCUGACUACCUCUGUGGUAAAAUCAGCUUUGAGCUGAUGCGAGAACCUGUGAUAACACCUAGUGGAAUUACCUAUGACAAGAAAGAUAUUGUGGAACAUUUACAGAGAGUUGGCCAUUUUGACCCAGUCACCAGAGCGGACUUGAAACAGGAGCAACUGAUUCCUAACCUAGCAAUGAAGGAGGUCAUCGAUAUUUAUGUGGAGGAAAAUCCAUGGUCUGAAGAUUUCUGAAAACUUUCUCUCCACUUAUGAACGUAAUCAAAAAAAUUAAAUAUGACUCUGAUUCGCUGAUAAGAUGAUUGCUAUCUUAUUCGUUAAUAAUAUCUUUUGUUUUGUUAACAUUUUCAAAGUUGGGUGAGACGGGAGAAAAAAAUAGCAUACAUAUAGUUUUUUUUUCUUUUUCAAUUAAGAUAACUGUUUGGAAAUUCAUAUACAGUUGUGAUUUCAUAAUCCAGCCACAUUCUUUUCUCUAAAAGUAUAUAAAGGGACAGAUAUAAAGUGACCAGACAGGUUUCUAUAGAGACCUUUCAGAGAAAUUUCUAGAUAGUAGGACAACUGGAGUGUAGUAGUGGCUGGAUUAUGGAUCACUGACUGUAUAAAGUAGUAGACUCUGUUUACUCUGAAUGAUUUUUAGGACAAAAAUGUUUUAAAAUAAGAUUUUCUUAUUCAUGUUUAUACUAAAAUUAUAAGGUAUCGUUGUGCUAGUUGCUUAAAACAACUUGGGGAGGUUGACAUUUUUUGUCUCAGUGGGGAUCAAAGGAUGGUUGACACUUGUCACAGAAUGCUUUGUCAAUGACGAAAUGGCAGGGAUUUACGUGAAAUCAAAUACAGCAGUCUUCCUGGAUUUUACCUCUUACGUCCUACCCUCAGGGGAUCUUUGUUUGUCAUGAUCUGAUUUUUAAGGACUAGAAUUUAAUUGAAGUUUAUGGGGAAAAUUCAUUGCAGCAUUUACGGUCAAACCUGUCUAUAAAGACCACUCAAGGGAACGGAGAAAAGAAGCCUUUAUAAGCAAGUGGUCUUUACAUAGAGGUUCAAUUACUAUGAGUGGCAUGACAUAGGAAACCAAAAUAAAGCAACCUUUAUAGAAAGGUGGACUUUAUAGAAUGGUGGUCUUUGUAUAAAUGUGGACUUGGCAUAAAGGUAGACUUGGUAUAAAGAUGGACUUUGUAUAAAGGUAGACUUUGUAUAAAGGUGGACUUUGUAUAAAGGUGGACUUUGUAUAAAGGAAGACUUUGUAUAGAGGUGGACUUUGUAUAAAGGUGGACUUUGUAUAAAGAUGGACUUUGCAUAAAGGUAGACUUUGUAUAAAGGUAGACUUUGUAUAAAGAUGGACUUUGUAUAAAGGUAGACUUUGUAUAAAGGUAGACUUUGUAUAAAGAUGGACUUUGUAUCAAGAUGGCCUUUAAGACAAGUUUGACUGUACCUAGUAAGCAAAAACAGGGAACGGGGAUGUGUGUUUAUUUAUUCAUUGUAAACUAAACAAUUUGUUUCACUGCUUUAAUAUGACAGUUUUAUAUGGAUGUUAAUUAUUCUCAGAUAAUCUAGAUUAUUGUUUAACUGAAUUUACAAAAGAUAUAUGAGCUCAAAGAUCACUUUUGAGUUUGAAAUUACGCCUUGUAUAUAUCUGACUGUAUGGUCACUUACUGAAAUCAAAGCAGUGAUAUACAGACAUUGUGUCACAAUUUUUAUGAAACACAAUAUCUAAACCACAUUGUUAGAUGAUUAUUAAGUACUGUAUUAUAAUAUUAAUUGAUUCACAAAUUAUUUGCAUAACUGCAUUGCUUUCAUUGUAAUAUUUGGAAAGUCAUAUUGUGUUUUGAAAUUGAUGAUAGUGAAUUGGGAAUUGUAAUGAAGUUUCACUGGAAGUGCAGAUCUUCCUUUGAAUGUUUAGAAUACUUAGAGCAAAGCAGAGAAAGGAAAUGGGUGGGCUGGGGAGGUAGAACUGAAUAUUAUUAGAAUUUUUUUUAAAGCGGUCCAUAUUAUAAUUGUGCAGGUCACAAGUUGUCCACCCGCCCCCUCUAGCCCAAUUCUUUCUCUUCAUUAGUCUCCUGUCGUCACAAUCCCAACCUCAGCCCAAGCCCAACUCCCUAUUCCAGUUUAUAUGUACAUCUUGAAUUUUCCCUCCUAUAGCCUUUUUCCUGAACAGGCCAAAUUGUGAUGAUGAAGUGUCAACUGUUACUGUGGCAGGAAAUAAGACUCAAGAAAUGGUCUUAUGUGCAAAUACUGACUUGUAGAACAGGUGGGGAGGAGGGAGUUAAUUGAUUGGCUAGGAGAGAUGUCAAUCAGAUAGAUGUAGUUGAUAAGUUAUAGGUGGGAGAGGGAGGGGAGGAUAGAAGGAUUUUCAAAGAUGCUGCAACUUCCUGCAAAAAAAUGUGUAUGGGUAGUAGAGAUCACAGAAUUUAACCUCUCUAAUAUUUAUAUUUUAAAUAUAAUCUGUCAUUAAUUUCAAUUAUUUGGAGGUGUGAUGUAUUAAAUAAUAAAGUAAUAGUGUUUUAAUAUCAUAUAAGAUUGAAGACUUAUACGGUGUAUUUUUUUUGGUGAUAUUAUAUGGUGGAUGUUUAUCAUUAUUUUAUGUAUCAAUAUAUUUUGUCUCGAUAGUCUUUUCAAACUGCCAAAAGCGAUGAUAGCAUUUACACAACCUUUCUCAAAUUUAGUGUCAAGUGUUAAUACUCCUCUUUACAUGGAUGUUGAAGAUUUGUUUGCUGAACUGGUCAACAGGUUUGGGGAAAUGAAAUGGUAUAAAUCAAACACCAUUUUUGUUUAAAAAAUUUGAACAACAAAUCAUUUUAAAAUAAAUUUCGCUCUUAAUAUAUUAAAUCUAAUGUCUUUUUUGUUUGAAAAUCUCUGACAGCAAAUCAUUUUUAUAUAAAUUUUGCUUUAAAUGCGUUAUGCUUCAUUUAUCAAGACUAACCUAAAGCAUAUGAGUACAGAUAUUAAAUUAGGCCUAGAAUCAUUUCAUCAUUUUUUUUUUUUUUUUUUGUAUUUUCCACUUUGCAGUCUGACAUUUUAUGGGAAAUCAUUGAAAGCCAUCCUUAGAGAAUGGGUUGGUGAUGUGAGAAGUUACUAUGAAUGUAAUGACAUCAUUAUUAUGAUGUCACUCUCUGGGAUGUGCUAUGUACUUGCUUCAUCCAGUACUGAAGCAAACUUAAGCUUCGUUGGAUUGGAGCAACUUACAACUGAAUGGUUUGGAAUGCUUUAAUGUUGAGAGAUGUAUUUAUUGGUGCAUACCCUAGUAGGGCCAUGAUAUCACUGUUAGAACGAUGGCCUAUGUAACCACUAGUGAUGAUCUGAAGUGCGUGGCUCACUACCUGUGACUUUUUGUGUUUCUCAUGAGAAACAGAUGUCUGUGCUAACUAGGUUAUGUCCUAUGGCACUUUACCCUGAUUGUUUUUAAUGGUAUGGGACGAGCCUUACAAGAUGGCUCCACCUCAACGUUAUCCUAGCUGUUAACAUGCGAUAAACCCAGAUAACAAAGUUAUUCUGGAUUGUCAUGAGUGAUGGAGUCUGUGGUACAUACUUAUCCUGCUGUGAUAUUUCAGCAUCAGAUAAUGAUAAGAUAUGACCGAGACAAAAUUUGAUUAUUUUCAUCACCUAAAAUUGCUAAAUUUCUGCUAUUUACUGUUUUAUAGAUAUUUCAUGGUGUGUACAAAAUAAACAAAAUUGCUCCUGAUAUAGGAUAGAAAAAGUUUUAUCUAGAUGUAAGAUAUGAUCGUCCUGAGAGAACAUCACCAACAGGAGACUGAAAUUUUUCAUUGAAUCUGGUCAUUUUGAUUUGAAUCUGGUGAAGAAUGUGACCUGCUUUGUUCACUGGCGGACAAAUACAGUGAGACCAGACAAAAUUCAGUCAAUAGGAAAUAUUGCUGGAAAAAUUUGAUAAUAUUUUAAAGCAAUUGAUAUUUAAAUCUGUUUUUAUUGGUUUGAAAGUUUUUGAGUAAAUAAUUAUUGCUGGUUUGAAUGUUAAGCGUGUGUUAUUUUUUUUCAUUUCUUAUUAGUAAGUUAUCUAAUUGAACUUUGUUGUUGUUGAUGAAUUUCAGACUUGAGAAAAGUUUAAAUGAAAAAUGUAAAAGGAAAUUUAAGGAGUAUUGAUUUUGGUCUCACAAAUGCUGUGAAACCAAACGAGUUCCUAUAUCACAGGUCAUAGGAACGGCAAGGUUUUACUCAUAAAUGUAUGCGUGGAGAUAAAGAUGAGACAGAAAGAUGAGACAGGAAGAUUCAGUGGAUACUGUUUACAGGGAAACAUUUACUGUAGAUUUCAUGUUUUUGCCAAUUAGGUAAAAAAAUGUCAACGAUGGACUUAAAAUUUGUAGCAAAAUAUGUUUUACAUAUCUUAGGAUAAAUUUAUGACUGGAUGAAAAAACCACCAGGCGAUUGUUUUUCUGUACAUAUGAAUUUUUAUGUAAAGGCAUUGUCAAAGUCAUUAAGAAAUUUACAAAUUAUGAUACAACCAUAUGUAAGGACUUUUGAUACCAUUCGUAAGCGCUGCAGGAUUGAAUUAUUGUGUGGCAUUGUCAUGGUGAUGGGUGCUUUUAUUUGUUGUUAACAAGUCCGAAACUGUGUGUAUUCAGGAAACUGCCAUGUUGUGAAGUAGACAAGUGCUGCCACUGAAGAAUGAAAGGACUUAGUUGUUUGUAUCAUUAUAUUCAAUAUGUCAGGUGAAUAAAUGGGUUGUGUACCCUCUGUAAAAAGUAUGUGGUAUCUACAACUAAUUUGAAAACAGACCAAUGAGAAACUUCACAGCCAUAUUUAAUGAUAAACCUUAGGAGAAAUCAGAAAAAUGUUUCAGGAUACUAUGGAAAAUAACAGGAUUAAAAAGAAAUGGCCAAAAUUCUGUAGUCUAGACACAGGCAGAACAAUAUUUUUAAUGAUCUGUAAUUUUGUAGGAAGUAAUGCUGUUACUAUUAUUUUUACUGUUCACAAACUUUUAAAAGAGAAAAGAUCUUGAUGCCAGAGAUUAGAUAAUUAAGAAAUAACACAGGGUAUUGAUGGUUUUACAAUGUGAUUGGAAUUAUUUUUAUCCACUGGUGGAAUUUCACCCAGGUCCCAGUUACUCAAAGCAUGGUUAGUGAAAAGAUAUUGAUGAAAUGACAGUAGGAACAUACUUCAUCACAGCUGUGAAUUUUUUGGAUAGAUUAGAUUGAUAUUUUUGAGUAUUGAUUUUCCUCUGAAUGUCCACUGAGGCACGACUGACCGGUUAACUGCAACCAAACUUUGAGAAACUGGAAUCAAAUGGUCAGUUUAUUCAGAUGUACAUCAGCCAAGACUGCUAUGCCUUAACUUCUUUGCUAUACAUCACUCUGUCAUGUUAGGUUUCCCCUUGUAAACAAAGUGCAUUGUACAAACUGUAUCCUAUAAAUGUUCAGUGAAAACAAUUAGUACAGUCUGUAUUUACCUUUGAUUUUUGUCUCGAGAGAUUUUUAUCUUUUAUAUGGAAGUUGUGUGUGUCAGUUUUGUAAUAUUAAUUGUCAACCUGUAAAAUUAAAAGUGAAAUUAUGUA
Messenger RNA from Ylistrum balloti, 6173 nucleotides. RefSeq names its product E3 ubiquitin-protein ligase CHIP-like. Lineage: Eukaryota; Metazoa; Mollusca; Bivalvia; Pectinida; Pectinidae. The record is from RefSeq and is a predicted model, not a curated record. Gene Ontology annotation, biological process: protein quality control for misfolded or incompletely synthesized proteins; protein polyubiquitination; proteasome-mediated ubiquitin-dependent protein catabolic process. Gene Ontology annotation, cellular component: Z disc; cytoplasm. Gene Ontology annotation, molecular function: protein-folding chaperone binding; ubiquitin protein ligase activity. The coding region runs from base 80 to 910 and encodes 276 amino acids. The transcript has 7 exons.